GAGAGACCUACUCAACAUGGCGACCUCAUCUGCAUCUAAUCUGGAAAUAGAAAAGGGAAGUAAUAGACGUCGGAAUGAUCUUCCGCGUACACACAAGUGUGGCGAGUGCGACAAGGAGUUUCGUCGACUGAUUGAAUUGAAGAGACACGUGCGUACUCACACUGGCGAAAAGCCUUUUAGGUGCGGGGACUGCGGUAAACAGUUUGGUGACCUGAGUAAUCUGAGGAGGCAUAUGGGGACUCACACCUGUGAGAAACCUUACAAAUGUGAGGAUUGCGGCAGACAGUUCAGUGAGCUGAAUACUCUGAAGAGUCAUAUGCGGACUCAUUCCGGCGAGAAGCCCUAUAAGUGCAAAGAAUGCGGAAAACAGUUUAGUGAGCUGACUAGUCUGAAGAGGCACAUACGGACUCAUACCGGUGAGAAGCCAUAUAGGUGCGAUGAAUGCAGCAAACAGUUUAGUCAGCUGGGUAAUCUGAAGAGGCAUAUGAGGACUCACACUGGUGAAAAGCCCUAUAGGUGCGAUGAAUGUAGUGAACAGUUUAGCAUGCUUGCUAAUCUGAAGCGGCACAUGCGAACUCACACUGGUGAAAAACCUUACAAAUGUGAGGAGUGCGGCAGACAGUUCAGUAAGCUGGAUAAUCUGAAGAGUCAUAUGCGGAAUCAUUCCGGAGAGAAGCCCUAUAAGUGCAAAGAAUGCGACAAACAGUUUAGUGAGCUGACUAGUCUGAAGAGGCACAUACGGACUCAUACCGGUGAGAAGCCAUAUAGGUGCGAUGAAUGCAGCAAACAGUUUAGUCAGCUGGGUAAUCUGAAGAGGCAUAUGAGGACUCACACUGGAGAAAAACCGUACAGAUGUGAGGAAUGCUUCAGACAGUUCUCUGCGAUGGGUGAUUUAAAAACCCACCUGCGGACUCACACCGGCGAGAAACCUUUCAAGUGUUAG
This is a messenger RNA of Branchiostoma floridae (Florida lancelet), 943 nucleotides long. Its product is annotated as zinc finger protein 525-like. The transcript has a single exon. Gene Ontology annotation, biological process: regulation of transcription by RNA polymerase II. The record is from RefSeq and is a predicted model, not a curated record. Gene Ontology annotation, molecular function: RNA polymerase II cis-regulatory region sequence-specific DNA binding; DNA-binding transcription factor activity. Bases 17 to 943 code for a protein of 308 amino acids. NCBI's taxonomy places the organism in Eukaryota, Metazoa, Chordata, Leptocardii, Amphioxiformes, Branchiostomatidae.